This is a messenger RNA of Gaeumannomyces tritici R3-111a-1, 1014 nucleotides long. RefSeq lists its product as hypothetical. The record is from RefSeq and is a predicted model, not a curated record. The transcript has a single exon. NCBI's taxonomy places the organism in Eukaryota, Fungi, Ascomycota, Sordariomycetes, Magnaporthales, Magnaporthaceae. The coding region runs from base 1 to 1014 and encodes 337 amino acids.
AUGUAUUUUUCCGAUCCCAAGGGGUCCGAAACGACCGUGCAUGCCUCCGGUCCGAGUCAGCAAGAGUUGGACACCAUUGCAACGAACCAAGCGAUCAAUGGAGACUAUGAAUUGCAGUUUUACGAUCACGAUUCCCAAGCUGUCGUGACGCUCCUGGGCUGGAUCCAGACGCUCGAGACGCUCAAGGUCCAUUAUUACAACCACGCCACAGGGCGAAGCAGCCGCGAGAUAACCGACGCUAAGCACUUUUUCAUGCUCGGCGACCUGCUGCACAGCGCCGUGUUCUGCCUCUUCCCCAUGGCCGCCAGCGUUCGGAAGGAGGUCAUCCGGGGCCUGGACAGAUGCGCCACUCUCGGCGCCUUCUGGCACAACCUGCGCUGCCUCGACGUCCGCCUGCUGAACGCGCGGUCGCAGGCGCACGGCGUCGUCCGGGAGCUCCAGGACGCCACGCACUUCUCGAGGGACCUCGACCGGGCACUGGUGUUUAGGUGGCAGCCUGGGGAGGACUUGGUCAAGACUCUCGCGUCCAUAAUGCCCCAGUAUGGCUACGACGCCCUCUCGCGGACCUACUACCACGCGCCCGCCGUCCACAGGCCUCUCAUCCCGCCGACCUGCAACCCUGGCCGGCUCCGGUUCACGGUCGUGCCGGACCUCCUCCCGCACACCCUCUUCUUCCGGCUAAAGCACGCGGGCCCGGCGGGGCUGCAAGCCCUCCUUCAGACCAUCCUCCUCUUGCCGAGCCCGCACCCGCCCGCAGCCAGCAAUGAGGCCUUGAAGGAGAACAGGCUGCUGCGAUCCUCGAAAACGGUCAGCUACUACUCGGAACAGCACAGCUACCCACUGGACUACCGCGACGUGCCGUUUCCCAAAUCGCCGCGGACGGGCCCUCCUCCCGCCAGCUAUGGCGGCCAUACCUAUUUGGUGUCGUGUUCCGAGCGGGAAUUGCUGCGGGUGAAGGCCGUUAUCGGCAAGCUGCGUGACGAAACUAUACGAAACGUCGGCGAGGAUCGCUAA